AGACAUCUUUUCACCAUGUCCUCUCUCGAGAAAGGCCAGAAUGUCUCGGAUCCAGACGUUUCAACCAAGGAACACGCGCCAAACGUCGAGCAUUCACCAGAGCGGCGUGCUCUUGAGCGAAAACUUUUGUGGAAGAUCGAUGCGCGAAUGAGUAUCCUUAUUGUUAUCUACAUCCUCAACUACAUCGACAGAAACAAUGCGGCUGCCGCUCGCAACCGUGGCUUUUCUGCCGAUCUCCAUCUCAAGGGACAAGAGUUUCCAACACUGUUGAGCAUCCUCUAUGUCGGUUAUAUCCUGAUGCAAGUCCCGAGCAAUAUGCUGCUUAACUAUAUGGGUCGCCCCUCGCUCUACCUACCCGGGGCUAUGAUUAUCUGGGGAGUAAUUUCCUGUCUCACCGGAAUCACCAACGACUUCACUGGCGCUCUUCUCACUCGGUUCUUCCUCGGAUUUGUCGAAGCCGCAUUCUUCCCUGGAGCGCUCUUCCUUCUCUCCAAAUGGUACACCCGCCGCGAGAUCGGACUGCGCACGGCAUUGCUUUAUUGUGGCAACAUUAUAAGUAAUGCGUUUGGCUCGCUGAUGGCCUCCGGGAUCCUGGCUGGCAUGGGGGGCAAGCUCGGCCAUGCUGCGUGGAGGCAAAUGGCUAUUCUACAUUGGUAUUAUUAUCAGCUUCAAACGCAUGCAAUUAUUCUAACAUUGAACCAUGAAGAGGGCUCCCUAACCGUCUUCAUCGCUAUCAUCGCCAUAUUCGUUCUUCCCGACUUCCCGACGACAUCGAAGUGGUUGUCGCCAGAGGAGCGAGAGUUGGCGCUGCUGCGACUGGAGGAAGACGUCGGUGUCGGUGAUCAAGCGGAGACAGAAACCGGGGGUCCGUUCCAUGGACUGGUAUUGGCCGUAACCGACUGGAAAGUUUGGUGGUUUGCUUUCGCACUAACCGCUCAAGUGGUGGCAUUGUCGUUCAACGCGUUCUUCCCCACGUUGACCCAGACCCUUGGAUAUAGUCCCACCGUAACUUUACUACUCUGUGCUCCGCCUUUUGCAGUUGCAGCAGUUGCAGCAUUCGCGUUGGCACGGCAUUCGGACAAGGUUGGUGAAAGAUGCUUCCAUAUGAUCGCGUCGUUUGCCCUUGGCCUUGUUGGCUUCAUCAUCGCGAUAUCAACUAUGAACACUGCAGCGCGUUACAUCUCACUCUUCCUGAUGGCGCAAUCAUACGCAGGCUUUGUCGUGAUGUACACUUGGAUGUCCAAUUCUUUUCCCCGCCCGCCGAGUAAACGUGCGGUGGCGCUUGCUCUGAUGAACGCGUUCAGUCAACUAGGAAACAUCUCUGGUAUGGUUGAACAUGAACUCGGCGAAUUGGGUGCUAAUUUCUUCACUAGGAUCAUACGUGUGGCCGAGUGGUCAGCCGCUUGGGGGUCGAUUGCUGAUAGGUUUCCUAGCACGACGAUUAUUAUGUGCCUGUUGUUCAGAGUAUUCUUGCAGAUGGAGAACAAGAAGCUUGAGAAAGAGGAGCAGGAGCGGGGAAUAACGACUCCUGGCUUCCGAUAUGUGUUGUAG
Mycena indigotica is the source of this 1551-nucleotide messenger RNA. RefSeq names its product FCP1-like proteiny domain-containing protein. Lineage: Eukaryota; Fungi; Basidiomycota; Agaricomycetes; Agaricales; Mycenaceae. The record is from RefSeq and is a predicted model, not a curated record. Gene Ontology annotation, biological process: transmembrane transport. Gene Ontology annotation, cellular component: membrane. The coding region runs from base 16 to 1551 and encodes 511 amino acids. The transcript is spliced from 18 exons. Gene Ontology annotation, molecular function: transmembrane transporter activity.